AUGACUCUUAGAAACAAUGAGUUGGAUUUCCCUGUAACAGAAUUUUAUCAACCGGUAUCCACACUGGGUGAAAUUCAUGAUGGUCUGUCUCAGAAGAGUGAGAGUGAGCAGCCACAGUUUCUUUCUGGAGAUGAAGCUGAUGCCGACCUCAGUCUGGAUCAAGACCAGGAACAGGAUCAAGAGCAUAGCAACAGUGAAGAGACUGUUAUGACACCUACAAGAAAAAAGGACAUUAAGAAGGAGUCAACCCCUCUACACAAGCAGGAGUUUCUAGACAAAUCAGAUGAUGUUCUCUUGAAGCACCAAGCCAGCAUCAAUGAGCUGAAGAGGGCCCUGAGGGAGCCCAACAGUAAACUGAUGAACCGGGAAAAACGUCUGUCAGGGACGUCCCCAGGCGGCUCUCCAGAGAAGAAAGCAGGCUCUGAAGAACGGGUGUUGCUUGACUAUGAAAUGGAGGAGAAGGGAGAGUACAAAGCUAGUACACCUCCACCUUCUCUGGUCAUUGAUCCCCUUCGAAAGGAGGAGACAGAAAAACAACAGCAAAUUACCAAGAUGACACACAUUGACCUAAUUAGAGAGGACAGUGAUGAAACACAAUUGCACAUGAAGACUUUUGCAUCCUCAAAAAUAACACUAAUGGACAAGUCAGGUGAAUCUAAGGAAAAUAUCAUCACAGGGGAAGAUGCCACAACUAAGAUUAAAUCUAAAUUGUCUCAUGAAAUAUCAAAAAAAGAGCCUACACCACUUGCUGAGUCUCAGCCUAACAGCAAGAUUACCACUACAGACAUCAUGGCGGAGAGUUCUCAAUGUAAAGUCAGAAGGGAAAAAAUACCUCAAAGCUUAAACUUGGGGAAGUCAAGGGACUUCGUGUAUGAGACAGAAGCCAAAGGUUCAAACAUCACACACGAUAGUGUAGAGUCUGAUGAGGACAACAAUACUGAACUUAUAAAGGAGAUUGUGAUCUGUCAUCCUGAAAAUUUCAGCACAACAACAGACACAUGGACAUCAUCCAUGGCUGAAAAGCUAAAUCAGCCAGCCACAAAUACAUAUGCUGCAACACCGCUUAAAGAAAAUAAAGAGUUUGACAGAGUAAUGGGAAAAGACUUGCAGAUUCCCAAUCAGGGAGCAAGAAAGAUGCAUGAAAGUUUGCAUGAUUCAGGAAAGUCUGAUGAUGCAAGAAAAUUUGUAGAAUGUCAAGAGCAGCUAUCCAACGAAGAGAAGAUUAUGAACACUGAAGGCAAACAAGAAAACCAAGAUUCAUUCAGUGGCCCUGGCAAAGAUGAGCAGAAAAGUGUCAAGACUGAUAUCAGAUUUGAAGUCAUGAAAGUCAUCAUGAUUGAUAAUAGCGAGAAUGAAGCGAAAUCUGGAAAAGCAAAGAAGAAAGAAACACUAGAUUUGGGUCUUGAAAAGAAGAUAAGCAAUUUUGAACUGGAAGAAUCUGCAGAAAUCCAACUGGCCAUACUGAAAAAAACUAGCCAGAGUGUUACUGGACAUGUAAAAACAGAUAUAACAAGAAUUGUUCCAUUAAAACCUGAGAGAGUGAGGAGCCAAGGCUACAAAGAUGACCUAGAUAUUGGACAAGACUCUGAACUAAUGAAAAUAAAUUUUAAAAGAUACAGUAUGAAUGAAUCUUUUGUGAGACACUUUGACCCCUGUAAGUUCGAGAGCAGGGACACUAGGUAUUUCCAUGCAAACUGCACCACAAGUCUAGUGAAAGGAAAUACAAGUCAGGAAUUAUCUUUAGCUGUCAAGGACAUCUGUGUGUGCUCAGAGCAUCAAGCGAUAAAGAGUCUUGAGAGUUCACCAAAAGAAAGGGGUAUAUGGAAUGAAGACACUACAAAACACACCAACAGAAUAGUCCACAGAGAUCUUCUGCAUACUGAUGAGAGAAUUUCUGAACUUCACUUCUCCAGACAGACAGUUAACCAAAAAAAUCCCCCUCCAACACCUCCAGUCAAAACAAAGAAAGCAAGAGAAUCAGGUCUCUUUCUGCGCAAUAGUCACAUUUUCAGCAAAGACCCAACUCUUGAAGUCAUCAAAAAGAACCUUCUGGAGCCUCUGUCCACUGCUUCUACUCUUGAAGACCCACAAUAUGAUGUUAAGCAGCAAUCUCACUCUGCCCUGGAGGACGACUAUAAUUGUGAGUUUACUGGCUUGAAGGACACCUACCUGGCCAUCGAGAGGAAAUGUUCAAGUAUGACUGUCAGCUCCACUUCAAGCCUGGAAGCUGAGGUGGAUUUCACUGUCAUUAUGGACUUACACAGUGAUGUGGAGGAAUUUUCUAGAGGCAUGACUGAGCUGGUUGAGAAAGACAAAUUAGAGCUGGGCAGGGAGAGUUUUGACAACACUCCCAGGUCUCACUCCACCUGUCACAUGAAUUUGCAAGAUGUAUCACCUGGAAGAGAACAUCUCCUUGAAGGUCGUGGUCCCCAAGAUAUAGAACCUCCCUCUGUUGCCAAGAAAGACCCCAGUGCAGUGAAUGCAGCCCAGAUGCUGAGAAAAGGAGCAGUUCAAAUGGAACUGCAUUCUAAUGGCUCUGAGGCUCCUGUCAAAGACAUCUCUGAUCAUAAACUGGAAGAGAGCACAGUUAAGGAGGCAAAAGAGAAUGAGUCCCCUGCUUACCUGAACAGUCUGGAAAGACACUUUGUUGCUUCUCCUGUCACUACGGAAAACAUUACCUCAGCAACCACAACUCAAGUGACCAAGACAGUGAAAGGAGGUUAUGCAGAGACCAGGAUUGAAAAAAGGAUCAUCAUAACAGGAGAUGAUGAUGUGGAUCAACAUCAGGCUCUCGCCAUGGCAAUACAAGAGGCCAAACAGCAGCACCCUGAUAUGCUGGUGACUAAGGCCAUAGUGGUCAGGGAAACAGACUCUUCAUAUGAAGAGAAACAUCGAACAUAUGAGUCUUGAGCGAUAGAAGGUGCUAUUUGGAACAUGGAGAGAAGAUCAGCUCUGGUUCUAUGUAUUUCAGUUGAAAGGAGUUAUGCUACUUAUGCUACUGAACAGUUUGCUCAAAACAAAUCACCCAUGCACCCAGUCCUCUGCCAUCACACUCUAAUCUGUCCAUUUUAGUGACAAUCUCCCAUCAUCUGGUGUCUUUACAAUGUUCUGUACCACUCUGAAUACUUUCACCAUAUCAACAGUAGUCUGAACUAUCUUCAGUCUUGUAUAAAUGUCAGUAGUUUAACAUUUAAUUUAGAGGGGAUUUUUUUAAAAUGCUGAAAGUGUUGGAAUUCUAGUAUUGUCUAGUAAUUCUGUGACAUCAGACUUAGUUCCUAGAAUUACCUUUUUAGCGCUCACUUUUUUGAACUUUCAAAAAAGGGAAAAAAAAAUCCUUAAGAUUUAGGCUUCCAUUUAAAAUUCAUGCAUGACUUUCAAGAGAUUACCUGAAAAAGUAUAAGAAUUGGCAUACACCGAAGCCACAUAUACUUGAUGGCCAGCUUCAUAUUUUUAAAUAAUAUUUGAUCAAGUGUUUGCUUGUUAAUUAUGAAUAUUUAUAAUUUCAACUGUCUUAUGCAUAUGCAGAAAUUUUGGAUGUUUGAAGUAUAGCAUUUUAAAAGAUACCCACACCUGACCAGUUAAUAAAUUAAAAGAGUGAAAAGACCCCACAUCAAAACAGCUGAACAAAGCAGAAUUACACAUGCCAUAAUAAUAAACAAAUAUUUCCACAUACCAAAUUGAAUCCAUGUGGCAUUUUAAGAUGUGGCAAUGAUUAUA
Messenger RNA from Sinocyclocheilus grahami, 3717 nucleotides. RefSeq lists its product as uncharacterized. The record is from RefSeq and is a predicted model, not a curated record. The transcript has 13 exons. Bases 1 to 2910 code for a protein of 969 amino acids. Gene Ontology annotation, molecular function: actin binding; structural molecule activity. Gene Ontology annotation, cellular component: plasma membrane; cytoskeleton. Lineage: Eukaryota; Metazoa; Chordata; Actinopteri; Cypriniformes; Cyprinidae. Gene Ontology annotation, biological process: actomyosin structure organization; cortical actin cytoskeleton organization.